Malassezia restricta is the source of this 897-nucleotide messenger RNA. RefSeq names its product large subunit ribosomal protein L3. The coding region runs from base 1 to 897 and encodes 298 amino acids. Gene Ontology annotation, biological process: translation. The record is from RefSeq and is a predicted model, not a curated record. Gene Ontology annotation, molecular function: structural constituent of ribosome. The transcript has a single exon. Gene Ontology annotation, cellular component: mitochondrial large ribosomal subunit; ribosome. NCBI's taxonomy places the organism in Eukaryota, Fungi, Basidiomycota, Malasseziomycetes, Malasseziales, Malasseziaceae.
AUGUGGACAGCGAUCCGGGGCGCCGUGCGAGCGCUGUCGACGGCGGCGGGCGCGCGCGAGUGGACGCCGCACUCUCGACGCGUAGGUCUGCUGACGCGGAAGAAGGGCAUGACGAGUAUGUUUCUGCCCGAUGGCGAGCGUGUACCGGUGACGGUGCUGCUGGUCGAUGCGAAUCAGAUUUCCAUGCAUAUUGAGCGACCCGCGCCCUCGCCGGACGAGGCGCCGUACAUCGCGAUGCAGGUGGCGGCGACGGACGCUCGGGCGCACACGGUGACGGCGCCUGUGCGUGGCCACCUCGCACGGGCGGGGCUGGGCCCCAAGCGCGCGAUCAAGGAGUUUCGUGUGACGCGCGAUGCGCUGCUGCCGGUGGGCACGCACUUGUCGGCCGCGCACUUUGUGCCGGGGCAGGACGUGGAUGUGCGCGCCGUGACGCGCGGCAAGGGCUUUGCGGGUGUGAUGAAGCGGCACAACUUUGCGGGUGGCAAUGCGUCCCACGGUGCGUCGCUCGCGCACCGCACGCCGGGCUCGGUCGGCAACAACCAGGACCCCGGGCGCGUGUGGCCCGGCAAAAAGAUGCCCGGCCGCAUGGGCGGCACGCACCGCACCGUGCAGAACCUGCGCGUGCUGCGCGUCGAUGUCGAGCAGGAGCUGCUCUUCGUCCAAGGCCACGUGCCAGGGCCGAACGGCGGUGUGGUGGAGGUGCGUGACGCGCUCAAAAGCCUCGUGAAGCAGGCGUACUUUUUGUACCGCAAGGGCGUGACGCCGGCGGGCGAGCUGCUCGAUCCGGCGAAGGGCCCCGCGCAGUACCUGCCACACGGCGUGGUGGGUCUGCCGUUCCCGGCGGGCACGCGCGAGCUCGCAGCGACGCUGCCGCCGAUUGUCGAGGUAGAGGCGUAG